GGUUUUAUUCUGAAGGUGUCUAGCAUCCCUGAAGUAAACAAAACAAUAGAAACGGCACCAGAGAAUGGCAAACACCUAUGUCACUACAUCUGAUGGGUACUAUCUGGCUGAGCCCACACAGUAUUAUGAUAUUUUGCCAGAACAAAUCCAUUAUCCGUUGUGUGACAUGGAUUUCCAAGAACCACCCUACUGCCAGUACUCUGCUGCUCAGUUCCCCCCAACAUUACAGCCUCCAUCUUUACAAAGCCAUCUCAACACAUACGGCUUGGAUCCACAGUACAGCAGUGGUAGCUGGUGCGGACUCGAUGCUCCUGAGUCAAGUCAGUCCACUUACGUGGUUGUUCAUGAUGGUGAAGACGGAUUCCCUGGGAUACCAAGGUCCAGACCAACGUGUUCUUUACGCUGGAAGGGACAAGAUGAGCUGUGCAUGGUCUGUGGUGAUAAGGCGUCAGGAUAUCACUACAAUGCACUUACCUGUGAGGGCUGCAAAGGUUUUUUCCGACGUAGCGUUACCAAAAAUGCAGUGUACAGUUGUAAGAAUGGUGGCCGCUGUGAAAUGGACAUGUACAUGCGCAGAAAAUGCCAAGAGUGCAGACUGAAAAAGUGUAAGGCGGUGGGGAUGUUGGCAGAAUGUUUGCUCACAGAGAUCCAGUGUAAGUCGAAGAGACUUCGCAAGAGCGUCAAGCACCAGCCCGCUCUUCGCCCUGACAUCCAAGUGGAAGACGAAGCAGCAGACAGCAACCGUGUGUCACCCACCACCACAUCUGGCAAAGGGGCUCAGGAGAGCGUGGCACUCACUCAAGAGGAACGCCAUCUUCUGAAUGCCAUAGUGACUGCUCAUCAAAAAUCCAUGAUCCCCCCAGGGGAAACAUGCCCGCUUCUGCAGGAGCACUCCAACCCUGGCCUAAGCUUUUUGAGGCUCUCAGAGGCGGCACUCCUCCACAUACAAGGGCUGGUGAAUUUCACCAAGGGACUCCCAGGCUUUGAAAGUCUACCCAAUGAGGAUCAGACUGCACUGCAGAAGGAGUCAGAAGCUGAAGUGCUGUUCCUCCACCAAGCCCAGCUCUGCAGUGCAAAGGACUCAACAUCCAGAAGUCCCGUGAGAUCACCAAAGUCCCCAGCUCGCACACUGGAGGCGCAUGAUGCAAGGGAUGACGGAAACCUUUGUUCUUUGGAAAACUUUUUCAAGGAAGCCCUCUCUCCUUCUGCCACUCUAACUGGUAUUACUAAAGACUUUAUUGCCUCACUGUCUCACUUCUGCAGAAGAAUGAGUGAACUUAAUAUGACAGAUGCCGAAUACGCUCUGCUUAUGGCAACAACAGUGCUUUUCUCAGAUCGUCCCUGCCUUAAAAAUAAGCAGCAUGUAGAAAGCCUACAAGAACCAGUUCUACAGCUUUUGUUUAAGUGUUCAAAAUCGUACCAUCCAGAAGACCCGCAACAUUUCGCUCGCCUCAUAGGGAGGCUUACUGAGCUGAGAACUCUGGGUCACAGCUACUCGGAAAUCCUUAGCGCUUGGCAAACAAAGGACCCCAGGUUGGUUAUGUUCUUCUCUGAGAAAUGGAAUUUGCACUGACUUUACUGAAGACUUAGAGUGUUGAGGUGUGUCUUAAAAUUUCAGAAUCAAAAUUGGAUGACUGAUUAGAAAAAUAUGAACAAAAUCAUCGUGUUAUCAUUCACCCCAUAAAAUGGAGAUCUGAAGGGCCC
Acomys russatus (golden spiny mouse) is the source of this 1704-nucleotide messenger RNA. RefSeq names its product bile acid receptor-like. Bases 65 to 1573 code for a protein of 502 amino acids. The transcript has 10 exons. Gene Ontology annotation, biological process: positive regulation of transcription by RNA polymerase II; negative regulation of inflammatory response; negative regulation of transcription by RNA polymerase II. Lineage: Eukaryota; Metazoa; Chordata; Mammalia; Rodentia; Muridae. Gene Ontology annotation, molecular function: nuclear receptor activity; zinc ion binding; RNA polymerase II cis-regulatory region sequence-specific DNA binding. The record is from RefSeq and is a predicted model, not a curated record.